Python bivittatus (Burmese python) is the source of this 3985-nucleotide messenger RNA. Lineage: Eukaryota; Metazoa; Chordata; Lepidosauria; Squamata; Pythonidae. The record is from RefSeq and is a predicted model, not a curated record.
CUGAUUUUGUGCACCUUAGCAAAAAUGCUGCUUUUGAAACUCUUUCUGAUCCAAAAUAUAGUGGGAAAAUGAAAAUCCUUCAGAAACUUUUAAAUCAUUUCAGAAAAAACAAGGAUAAAGUGCUUCUUUUUUCUUUUUCAACAAAGUUGCUUGAUAUUCUGGAACAAUAUUGUAUGGCAUCUGGGCUAGAUUACAGAAGACUCGAUGGAAAUACAAAGGCAGAGGACAGGGUCAAAAUAGUAAAAGAGUUCAACAGCAUGGAAGAAGUUAGCAUUUGCCUGGUUUCUACAAUGGCUGGUGGAUUGGGUCUUAAUUUUGUUGGUGCUAAUAUUGUUAUAUUGUUCGAUCCAACAUGGAAUCCAGCUAAUGAUCUUCAAGCCAUUGACAGAGUAUACAGAAUUGGCCAGCGUAGGGAUGUGAAAGUAUUUCGGCUAAUUUCUUUGGGGACUGUGGAAGAGAUGAUGUACUUACGACAGGUUUACAAACAGCAACUGCAUUGUGUAGUGAUUGGAAGUAAAAAUGCCAAGCGAUAUUUCAAGGCGGUUCAAGGAUCCAAAGAGCAUCAAGGAGAACUUUUUGGAAUUCAUAAUCUUUUCAGGUUUCAAGACCAUGGAUCCUGUCUUACAAAAGAGAUUCUAGAGAGGGAAGGCCAAGUAGAAGCCGGUGUCAUGACAGCUGCUACAUGGUUGAAAGAGGGAUCCCGGCCUCAUGAGGAGACAGAGUGUGAUUAUGAAGAUCAAGAUACAAAACCAUUAGAAAAGGAAGGACUUGAUUGUUACAGUGACUUCAGUGAUGAGGAGCAUGAGAGAAAUUCUAAGGUGCAAGCAGUAAGAAACAGAAAUUACAAAGCAAAACAUACUAAAGUUCCACAGGAACAACUCAGUUUACUGCAGUGUGGAUUUCCUAAACUUCUAGAAAAGAAAACUAGAACCGCUGAAGGUGGCGAUCACACUGAUAAUGUUGCUGAAGUUCCAUAUGUUCAUUCAAAUCAAGAUGUGGUUGGCUCAAGCAAGGCUGAAAAUCAGAUGAGUCAUUGGGCAGCGCGAGAUGUUUUUGAACUACAACAAUUUUCCCAGCUCCCAGCAAACAUAGCAGUAUGCAGAGCCAAGAAAAGCAGAGAGAGUCCUGAAGACGUUUCAUCAAGGAGAAAAAAUGUGAAGAAGGAUCAUUUAGCAAGUAAAACCAGCAGGCCUUCUCUUCUUUAUAUUACACAUCCAGUACACCAGAAGCAGAAGGGGAUCCACCAGAUAGACUCAAUUACCUUCCUGCUUGGAAAGACACCUAGACAAAUCCGCAGGAAGCAGUUUGGGGAGAUGGCAAAUCUUUUUCAUAAAGCUCCUGUGGAAGAAUUUGCAAAGUACAUCACUCAAGCUACAUCAGAAGAAAGGCAGAAAAUGUUGAAAGAAUUUUACAGUGCAAAAUAUCCAGAGUUAAAAGAUCUAUUAAAAGUUGAUGUCCCAGCUUCUGUUUCAAAAGGAAGUAAGAAAGGCAGUGUGUAUAAAACCAAGUUCAGGAAAAAAAACUCCAUUUGUAACCAUGGGCAACUGAAGCCUGAUCCUUCCACAGAUCUGGGUGAUCCAGGUACAUCUGAUGCAGAAGAAAAACAAUUUCAGUAUAAGCUUUCUGUACAGACUGCUGGGGGUCAAAAUGAGGAAGAUAAACAAUUGCCGGUUGACACUCUCAAAGACAGCAUUAGUGGGAGAAACAGUCAGGCAUCCAAAGACUUUAUGGCAUCUGAGUCACUAAUCAGUAAAUCAAGAAUAAUUGAGAGGCUGUCUGCAAGUAGUACUAAAGGACAGCCGAAUUUGAAGGGGACACUGUCGCCCAAAAAACUCUUUAUGUCUGAGUCAGAAAGCAGACAGGCUCAAAUCUGCAAGAAAAAUGCUGUUGCAGACUUGCUAGGAGACACCUCUAUUUUAAAUGACCUCUUCAAAAGUAAUGAAAAUAGUCCAGCCGAGAUACCCAGGAGGCCUCUUAAUGGGCCUGCCGAAAAAGCAGCAACCCGACCAAAAGAUUUCUGGGACAUGCUGAAUGAAGAGAAUGAGGAGUGUCUCCAAAGACUCACAGAUGUGACAGCCAUAGAGAAACUGUGUGAAAGAGUGCCUUUUGCUUCUUUGUCCAAAGAGAAAGAAGAGGGUGAGAAAUCGCUUUGGAAGGAAAAUGACAGUUUUUUAUGGAAAAUAGAUAAGAAACCUGACACAGCUGAUGAAUCUUUUUCUGGUAUAUAAUGUGGAAUUUAAAUAUUGGGAAAACAAGACAAAAAUGUUCACAGGUGUCCUGAAGUUAAGUUUUAUUCCCAGAACUGACUUAAUGCAUUUAAUUAAUUUAACUUAAUUAAAUAACUUAAUUAAUUUCAAGCUUUUUUUAACUUUUUCUUUUUCAAGGAUCCCUUCCUUUCAGAAAUCUUUCAAAAGAAGAUGUAUUUACUUAUUUUUGAGCCAUUUUCUAUCUGUUUUGAGGAAGUUGCAAGAAAGAAAAAGAAAAAUAUUUAAAAAGAAUUGAAGAAGCUCCAAAGACAUUGAGUGAGGGCAUUUCCCCCCCUGUUUUUUGUUUUUUGCAUGUGAGCUGGAUCAAGUCGAUCUGAUUUGAAAAGGCAGUUCAAUGAACACCCUUUCUGCACAUUUGCAGAAAGUGAGUGAAUCCCUGGAUCAGUUUGAAGGGAAUCAAUUUCAUUUGAUUCAAAUUGGCAAUCCAGUUUCAAAAGUUUAUUCUACUUGGAGAUUGUACCAAAUUGUCUUGUAAUUAAGUCUCCACAUUGAAAUUUUCCCUUGUCUACAAAGUAUUAACCUUCCCUGUAUGAAAAAGCAGCAUCAUGAGCAGGCUAAGCAGAAUCUCAUUUUCUUUGCAUGCAAGCUCUGAGGUCGCCCACAUUCCUCCCUUUGUACUUGGUUAAGUUACGUGUAUUUUGAUCAUGUAUUUAGUGUGGUCAGGACACAACAUGAAGAGCAGAUAUUAUAAUCUCAUGCAAUGAGAAACUAUAUUCUUUUAAAUUUGUCAUGCUCUGUUGAUCUUUGGACCGUAGGGGUUUCUGUUACAUUUCUGAAGUUGUCUGCUGCAGUUGAAAAUUAGAUUGGAACUGCAUUGAAAACAAUAUAGGAUGUGUUUGGACUUGAAAAUAAAAGCAAAGUUAUCUGUAAAUACCUGGGAACCAGUGGUUAUAUAUCAACUGAAUCUUACUUAGAAUAGAUUCAUCAAAAUAAUGGGACUUUUACAUUUAAAUCUGAGCAUUGUUAAGUUUGGAUACAACUCAAAAUGUUUUGAAAGUACUCAGUGAAUAAUAGGAGAUAGUUGUACCCUACAACUCUGAGAAUAUUUGGAUAGACAGAAAUUCCACUGCAGUGACUUUCAUAGCAGUACAGGGCUGCAGUGCAUGAAUUACUAUUUUUAUCUGCUUAAAACUAAAAAUUACCAAUGUAUGAAAGUACAAAGAUGGUAACUAGACCCUUGUCACCUUUUAUGAAAAAAUUGAAGUGUUGUGUUUUAAUCAAAUUAAUUUAAAAGACCUCUUUAAAAAAUAAAGUAUUUUAAUAUCUGAAAGGAAUAACUAUUAUUUAUGUGAGGGAUAUCUUCUUGAGCCCAUAAGAAAUCUGGAUGUUAGAGUUUAAAGCAUCUUUAAAAGACAAAUCUGUCAUAAAGUUCUACUAUUCAUCAAAUUUUUAUUAUUUGAAAUAUUUGGUAACAGUAUGCUUCAAUGUCUCAUUGAAGUAAAUGAAAAUCUCUCAGCAACCUUUGCUCAGUGGAGUUCAUCCUUUUACCACAAUACAGAAUUUUUACAAAUCAGCAAAAGUCACAUUAUGACAUUGGCUAUUUUACUUGUGUGUAAAGUAUUUUAAAUUUACUUUAAAAAUUGCAUAACUGCAUUUCACCAUAGCUGGUACCUGAAUUGCCAGGUGGUUGUGACAGGUAAAUAAAAGAUGAUUAGGAAACUUUAACUUGGAUAACAUUGUUGUAAAUCAUCUGUUUGAAAAUAAAAAUAUUUCUUGCU